GCCUUAGUUCUAUAGGUUCCAGUAGCAUCGGUCUCAACCAAAUACUGCCGAGAUGGCAUACUUUUCAACUCUGAUCACAGGUGCCUGUCUGCUGAUUUUAUGCUCAACUAAUGCUACUGCUCAAGAGAGACAAGACGCUGAAACAGAGACAACGACUAUGACUGGUGACCAAGAUCAGACAUCACCAUUCGAGGGCAGCAUUCCAGGAAGGCCAAUAGAUUUUGGCGGUCUUCUGCCGGGCUUGCCUAUAUUUGGAGGCGGCUUUGGACCUCUGAGACCUAUAGGUGGCGGCAUGAGGCCAUGGAUGCCAAUAGGCGGGUCAAUGAACGGAGGCGGUGUUCUUCCAGGAUGGCCAACAAGCGAAACCACCAGCGGCGCAGAUACUGCGGAAGCAGCGACAGCGUCAAGCUCCCGAACAGGCGAAACUCGACAUGCUGGCUCCAGACACAGGGAGAGCUCUCCGACAGCGGCCCGCGGCAGAGCAGCCAAAAGCCGGAAGUCCGUCAGGCGCGCCAGGGAGCGCAGAGGGUGAGCCACUGCACUGCAUUGGGAGCAACUGGUCGAGCGAAAUGGUCUGGAAGAUGGCUCAAUGUAACCACGUUCACACUUUUGCUUACGAUAUUUAAAUAAAGGAUUGCGUACUUCUUUCA
This is a messenger RNA of Schistocerca americana (American grasshopper), 650 nucleotides long. Its product is annotated as translation initiation factor IF-2-like. Bases 53 to 532 code for a protein of 159 amino acids. The record is from RefSeq and is a predicted model, not a curated record. NCBI's taxonomy places the organism in Eukaryota, Metazoa, Arthropoda, Insecta, Orthoptera, Acrididae. The transcript has 2 exons.